Molecule: messenger RNA, 1371 nt
Organism: Aaosphaeria arxii CBS 175.79
Lineage: Eukaryota; Fungi; Ascomycota; Dothideomycetes; Pleosporales
Product: L-lactate dehydrogenase
Exons: 1
Coding region: 169-1371 (400 amino acids)
Molecular function (GO): FMN binding; oxidoreductase activity
Source: RefSeq, a predicted model, not a curated record
UACACUCUUACAUAGACACUUUAGGUAUAGAACAUACAUGAAGUUAGCAGGUAUCCAGCCCGACGCGCCAUCUCUCUGUAGAUAAAUGGCAAUGGGGCCGCUGAUUAUUGCUGUGCGUGUUUCCCCAGGAUCUUUGGUCACGGUUGAUUGCCCUCCAAUACCAUCACCAUGGCAUACAACAGAGACAUUACCGACCUCCAAUGUUUGAGUAUCGAAGAUUUGCGCGUGCUGGCAGCGCAGCGAAUGGACAAACAGACUCGGGACUACUAUAAUGAAGGUUCGGACUCUGGCAGCACGCUUGCCGAAAACAUCACCGCAUAUCAAAAAUACCGUAUUCGCCCUCGAGUUCUUCGCGAUAUCUCGGCUAUCGACACGACAGUCAAUGUCUUUGGCCAGAAUUCUUGUAUGCCUGUUGGCGCAGCCAGUACUGCAAUGCAUUGUCUGGCGCACCCAGAUGGUGAGAUCGCAACGGCGAGUGCAUGCAAGAAGCAAGACGUCGUCAUGGGGUUGAGCUCUUUCGCAACACAGACACUUGAGGACGUCAAGGACGCAAUUGGCGACACACCUAUGGCGCUGCAGCUGUACUUGUUCGAAGACCGUGACCACAGUGUAAAGCUGAUAAAGCGUGCCAAGGCAAAGGGCUACAAAGCCGUGCUACUCACAGUCGACACGCCGGUCCUCGGGCGUCGCAACCUCGAGAUCAGGAAUCAGUUCACGCUGCCGAAACACCUGCGGAUUGCAAAUUUUGCGAACCGUGUCGACGAGAGCUCAGGUGACAGUGACGCAAAGUCGACAUACAGCGAGGCAGGGUAUUAUGAUGGCGAGAAGAGGGUAUGGCCACGGGGACCCAUCCGAUUCCACACACACGCCGCCAACCCAACGUUAACGUGGGAGAAGGACAUCGAGUGGCUAAAGGAACAAUGUCAUCCUGAGAUGGAGGUCUGGGUCAAGGGUGUCAUGACAGGGGAAGAUGCGGUUUUAGCUUGCCACUACGGCGUUGAUGGCAUUAUUGUUUCGAACCAUGGUGGUCGCCAGCUUAAUAGUUCAUUGGCAACCAUCGAUGCGCUGCCCGAAGUUGUAGCUGCCGUACGGAGCCAGGAGAAGAGGAUUCCGGUCCACGUCGACGGUGGCAUUCGACAUGGCACUGAUGUAUUUAAGGCGUUGGCGCUUGGUGCGGACUUUGUGUGGAUUGGCAGGCCCAUCCUGUGGGGAUUGGCUUACAAGGGCCAGGAGGGCGUUGAGCUUGCCUUGCAACUGAUUCGCGACGAAUUCAAACUGUGUAUGGGUCUUGCUGGUAUCACAAAGGUGGAGGACAUUGGGCCUGACUAUUUGGCAAAAAUUGACAAGAACGGCUUCACGGCGCGUUUGUAA